AUGGCUACACGCACGCCUAAUAAGAUCGCCCUGAUCGGCCUAGGCUCCAUCGGCAUCUCGUUUGCUGCUCUCCACAUCCAGCACACCGACGCGCAUCUGUCUGUCUAUGAUCCACGGCCAGAUUUGCAGGCACACCUCGAGUCCAUUCUGCCGCUGUACCUGGGAGAAGUAUCGAAAGUAGCCACGACGACCGUGGCCGACUUGCUUUCCAAUGGUCGCCUCCGGCUCGCCUCGUCCGUCGAGGACGCCUGCGCUGGUGCGCACAUUGUCCAAGAACAAGGGCCCGAGAAUCUCGAGUUCAAGCGGCGCGCCCUCAGAGCCAUUGAGGCGUCGGCCCCGCCCGAGGCACACCUCUGGAGCUCGACGUCUGGCAUCCCCGUGUCGGCCCAGGCAGCCAACAUGAAGGACCGCGCACGCCUGUUGGUCGUCCACCCGUUCAACCCACCGCACAUUCUGCCGCUGAUCGAGAUCAGCCCAGGACCCGAGACGGCACCAGAGCGCGUGCGGUUUGCAAAGACUUUUUUCGAGACACUCGGAUCGGGUCAUUGUCCUGUCGUUGUCCGCAAAGAAGUGCCCGGGUUUGUGGGCAACCGCCUGGCCUUUGCCUUGCUGCGUGAGGCUGUGAGCCUCGUCAAUGAAGGUGUUGUCGACGAUGUAAGUGAUAUCGACACCGUCGUGGAGGCCAGUCUCGGACCACGCUGGGCGGUGCAAGGUCCGUUCAAGUCGUAUGCCAUGGGUGGAGGAACUGGUGGGCUCGGUGCAUUCCUCAAGAACCUGGCAGGCUCCAUCCAGACGGUCUGGGACGACCAGUCUCGACAGCUACCUAAUAUUCUGGACAAGGACGGAAAACCGGCCGACUGGGUAGACACACUCGUGGCCAAGACGGAUGCCGUUUAUGGUCUGCCAACGCCGGUUGUCAUUGAGGAUCGCGAUGUCAAGUUACGACGGCUUCUGGAAGCGAGAAAAUAA
Sporothrix brasiliensis 5110 is the source of this 969-nucleotide messenger RNA. RefSeq names its product 3-hydroxyacyl-CoA dehydrogenase, NAD binding protein. Bases 1 to 969 code for a protein of 322 amino acids. The transcript has a single exon. Lineage: Eukaryota; Fungi; Ascomycota; Sordariomycetes; Ophiostomatales; Ophiostomataceae. The record is from RefSeq and is a predicted model, not a curated record. Gene Ontology annotation, biological process: fatty acid metabolic process. Gene Ontology annotation, molecular function: oxidoreductase activity, acting on the CH-OH group of donors, NAD or NADP as acceptor; NAD+ binding.